GCUACCCGAAUGAAGACAGUCACUCAACUCUUUCUGUCCCUGCCACUGGAGCGGAUUGAUGCAAAGCUGGUUGCCUCAUCGGUAGACUGGCUGAAGAGGGUGUUGGACGUUGGCACUGAAAACAGUCUUUCUGGCUUUCUGUGUCGACCCGCGUCUGCCUGGGAUUUGGCUCAGGAGCUGUUCAAGUUACUUAUUGUUAUCCAAAGUGGAAACUGGUGUAUCGAGCCUGCAGACCCCUGA
Dibothriocephalus latus is the source of this 240-nucleotide messenger RNA. NCBI's taxonomy places the organism in Eukaryota, Metazoa, Platyhelminthes, Cestoda, Diphyllobothriidea, Diphyllobothriidae. The record is from the annotation of a GenBank genome assembly.